Moesziomyces aphidis is the source of this 1752-nucleotide messenger RNA. NCBI's taxonomy places the organism in Eukaryota, Fungi, Basidiomycota, Ustilaginomycetes, Ustilaginales, Ustilaginaceae. The record is from the annotation of a GenBank genome assembly.
AUGCCAUCCGCACGGCCCUCUCCGCCCCUCCGGCAACGACCGUCGAGGCCACGUGGCGCGAUCUCGACUCUGUGCACCCUUGCGACAUGCGCAUCCGUCGUCCUAGCCAGCUCUCUAAUCACACCCUCGCUUGCAGCCUCCAACGCCCCUGCAGCACACUCGAUAGCGCCAAGAGAUGCCCUCGAUCCAAGUCGUGGCGACGUGGCCUCGGCCCAGGGGCGUGCAAGCAGAUCAUUAGACGACAAGUCGGGUGCACAAUCCUCCGCCGCGACUUCGGAUCCACUGAACCGUCGCGAGCACAUCACCUUCCAGUACGCAGAGCAGCCAAAUCGGCUGCACGUUGACGAUACGCGCCUCGACACUGACCCACAGCCGUUGCCAGAUGGGCCGUACCACGCAGCAUCAUCGCCGGACCAAGACGCUGCGUCGCCGCCGUAUCCAGAUCCUCACUCUUUCCGCCUCUCCGCGAAAGGAUCUGCGUACGAAGCGCGACCAUCUUCGCCGCGCUCCAACCUCUACAAUGGCGACCUCGUCGGCAAGCAGACCGGCAGCGGCUACGUCUUUGUCCGUCGCACCGAUCCGGGCAGCGCCCUCGCCACCCUCUUCUCUCGCCGCGACGCCCCCGUCAGCCGCCCGCCGCUCGUGCCCAACUCAAACUCGAGACUGCUCAUCGGUCUCAUCAUUGUCUGCAUUCUCGCCGUCGGCGUCCUCACCCUCGCAGCGCAGGAGAUGUACCGAAGGCUUCAAACCAUCGGUCAGCCACGCUCGCCCCUGCGCAGAAGGUCGGGCGAAGGCAGGCCCACACGCACCCUCUACCGCAGCGACUCGAGCUACACAUCCAUCCCCACCCAUCUCGCCGCGCCGUCGCUCGAAGAAGAGGAGGAGCGCAUCGUCACCCCGCCCGCCCUCUCGCGUCGCAGCAGUGCCGCAGCCUCGUCACUCGCCUCCUCGCCUCACAACGAACUCAACGAUGACUCGGACGAAGAUGACCUGGAGCGCAAAGCUCCUCCGGACCUGCAUUACCUUCAGCUGCCGUUUGGCAUUGGCAUUGGGUACAGCUACGCCAGCAUCGCCGAUGGCGGCGAUGCCAGGACACGGCUCUCGACACUAGCAGCCAAACGCGCGCGGCGGCAGGAGCAUGCACGUUCGGGCUCGACACUGGCGCUGUCUACAGGUGCCUUGCCCGUGCCUGGAACCGGCCUGAGAUCUCGUACGCGCUCGUUCAAGGACUUGUGUCGCGAUGCGCUCAGCGGUGCCACGACGCGCGGCAUCAGCGUCAUCUCGGAGGAAGUCGCAGACAGCGACAUGUCGUCCGUCUCGACGCCGCGAUGGGGGUCCGGCCCCGUCUCGCUUGAUCUCUCCUCCUCAGACAGUCGCAGUGGCACUGUGACGCCUACAGCUCCCAACGGCACAGGCAGCGGCAUCGGAGCAGCCGUGUCCGGCAUCGCGCUCGAGGACUUUGCGCCGCACAAGACGGCUCCCGCGGCCAAAGGACGCUACUUCGCAACGGACGCCUCUUCCUGCUCCUCCUCCUCCUCUUCCUCGGGCCACACUCUGAUCGACCUCGGCACCGGUCCGCCCGAGCUGGCGAUAUCGGAUCCCGAGGGGAUCACGCGCCCAGCAUCCACGCCUGGCGUCAUGCCGUCGCAGGUGGCACGCCAUCCGCAGGUGGAGCAGCUGCGUCGCGAGGGCCGCGCCGAGACGGGCAAGCGCGUCGGCAAGGGCACACCCACCAACGCCAAGCUGUUAUAG